AUGGCAACUUUUUUUGGUUCUCCACUCUUUGUGUCCAUUCCUGUAGCAAGGACUCAGAGUUUAUCUCUACCACCACAACUGCCGUCCCUCAGUAACAGUUCGCCAGAGCCGCCACCACCACCACCACCACUGCCGCCAGUGCAACGUGGUGGUAGGGGGACAAGUGCUGAUUCGACCGAUUGGAUAGCUUCGGGGCUGACGAGAAGGUUUGGUCUUGGUGCGGGGUUGGCUUGGGCUGGUUUUCUAGCAUUUGGUGUUGCUUCUGAGCAAAUUAAGACACGAUAUGAAGUUAAUCAACAAGAAGCGAAUACAAGAGAUGUUGAGAAAGAAGUGGAGGUGGUUUUACCUAAUGGCAUAAGGUAUUAUGAGCUAAGAGUGGGGGGUGGUGCUACACCAAGGAAAGGGGAUUUAGUGGUGGUAGAUCUCAAGGGAAGUGUCCAAGGAGAUGGAGUAUUUGUUGAUACUUUUGGUAAGGACAAGAAACCAUUGGCUCUUGUGGUUGGAUCAAGGCCUUAUAGCAAGGGAAUGUGUGAAGGUGUUGAGAUGGUUUUAAGAACCAUGAAAAAUGGUGGCAAAAGACGAGUUAUAGUUCCUUCGGCUCUUGGUUUUGGAGAAGAGGGCGCGGAUUUUGGUUCUGGUUUUAAGAUUCUUCCUAAUUCAACACUUGAGUACAUCGUUGAGGUUGAAAAGGUUUCAAUUGCACCAUCAUGAUUCUUCAUGUUCUUAUGCCCAUAUAGGAGGUGUGUUCUUUUUUUUUCGGAGUAACAAAUAUUAACCGAUACAUGUGUUUUUCCUUCGUGUAAAUGGGACUUCAAGAAAUUUACGGAAAAAUAAACAUAUAAAAGAGACGACCGUUUAAGUUGAACCACACUAUGCUAUGUCAUAUUGGUAUCAUGAGGGACAUACAACAACUAUAUAAGAGUUAAAUGCCCAAAGAAACUAAUCCAUAUUGGAAAUUAACUCCCAUAUUCGACCAUUUAUGCAGUUAUACUAUCUUGGAACCAAUCUAUGUGUACCAUAACUAGUUAUGUAAGGAAAGCAAAGGGACAUCUUCAAAUACCCAAAAGAAUUCUCAUACAAAAAGCUUAAAUUGGCAACCAAUGCACAAAAAAACUGAUUUUUUUAAUGUAAAUCCACAUAUAGGGAAAACGACGGAAUGAAAUAUACAAUCGAAAUUUAAAAGAACAAGAAAUCUUGCCCUUCCCCUGCUUUGUCGCAACCCACCACC
Lactuca saligna is the source of this 1228-nucleotide messenger RNA. NCBI's taxonomy places the organism in Eukaryota, Viridiplantae, Streptophyta, Magnoliopsida, Asterales, Asteraceae. The record is from the annotation of a GenBank genome assembly.